AUGGUGGACCUUGGCAUUUGGUGCAUGGGAACUCGACUGAGUAUACUAACAUUGGUUUUCUGCAGCACACUGGCCCCCUUGCCCACAGAUGCCUAUAUAUAUGCUCAUUAUAACAAUAUGACCAAUUUCAUAUUUGAGGACCUCCCUGCAAUGUUUGGAUCUCCACUUCCGAAGGAUGGAUUAAUGGGCAUUUUGGUUGCCUCCCGUCCAUCUAAUGGUUGCACAGCAAUAGUCCCUCCUCCUCUGCUGCCAUCAUCUUUUGAUGCCAACACAACCAAAUUUGUUGUGCUCAUCAAACGUUACGACUGCAACUUUGAUAUAAAGGUUUUAAAUGCACAGGAAGCCGGAUACAGUGCUGCCAUCAUUCACAACAUGUAUUCAGAAAAACUGCUCAAUAUGGACUACAGCAAUGAAACUAUUGCAGAGAUGAUUGAGAUUCCCUCGGUAUUCACCAGCUACUACGCCUCUACAAUUCUCAAGGAGCACAUAAUUCCAGAGCAAGGGGCUUAUGUGAUCCUCAAGCCGGAGUUUCCUUUUCCACUGUCGUACUACCUUAUUCCCUUCACCGGAGUAGUGUGCAUGAUUAUUCUUGUGAUGGCUGUCAUUUUGAUUAUACGAUGUGUACAGCACAGAAAAAGGCUGAGGAAAAAUCGUUUAUCCAAGGAACAGCUGAAGCGCAUUCCAAUACACAAGUUCAGCAAAGGGGAUGACUAUGAUGUGUGUGCAAUAUGUCUUGAUGACUAUGAAGAAGGAGACAAAUUGCGGGUUUUGCCUUGUUCACACGCCUACCACUGCAAGUGUGUAGACCCGUGGCUCACACAGACCAAGAAAACGUGUCCAGUGUGCAAACAGCGCGUUACCCGGAACAACCCUGAGCACUCCGAGUCUGAGUCUGAGGCAGAAACUGGAGGACGUGAAGAGGAAGAAGGAAGAGAGGGUGACCCAGACUCAGAGCGCACUCCUCUGCUUCGGCCGUCAAACCCAGGAUCACCCACAGGGAGCCCAGGGGCCUAUUUGGCCACCACCACCACAACCGCCGCCCAGUGCCUCACCUCCCCUCCACACUGCCACUCAUCCAUCCUUGGUUAUGAAGGCUACUACUCACCGGUAGAGGACACAGACUCAGAAAGUGACGACACAGGAGACGACAGGCACCACUCUGAUGAUGACACGGCUCAGCUCAUUGGUAGGGAUUGAGAGGAGAUCUGAUGGCCAGAACCUAGCUGCAAUGAAAUUACUUAAAAACCUUUUUUCCCAUGUGAUCAAGCUACCAUCAGACAUAAUGUUAUUGCGAAAAAAGAAAAAAAAAUCAAAUGGUUUGCAGAUUUGUGGCUAGCUUGACAUUUAGAAGACUUGCUCAUUGUUAAAGAAUCUGUUCUCCAAUAACCAGUGGAGUUCUUCCAAGUGUCAAAACAAAUGCAGUACCUGCAUUUGGUCAGUUUUACCAAUUCCAGUGUUGAGCAUAAUCCACUGAUAUCCACACAUUUACAGUAGUCUAUUAGUUUUCACACAUGGUGUUCAUUCUAACUGGAUCACUAGUGCUGCACAAAAUGUACGGAUCACUUUAAUGAUCUUUUUAAGCAAGAGUAAAACGUCUGUAGAUGACAUCUGUGUAGCCAAAGUUGUGUGAAAAGUGGAUCCUCAUCUCCCUAUGUAAGGUUCAAUUGAGGGUUAGUGCGGUUUGAAGGCCCUGUGUUGUCUUAAUCAUAAUAAUUUCAUAUCUGACAGUGUUUUGUUUUUUUUUCCUAACAAGGCUGUCUAAAUGAAGGGGUAAUGUUUGUCUUCAUUUUAUAUUUUAAUAUCUUUAGUUCUGUUUUCGCAAGUUUUACUGUUACGUUGCAUUUUUCUGUCAUAUGAAAUUUUAAAUUCAAAAUAACAGCGCAUUCGCUCACAUUAGAAUAUAGGGAAAAUGUAAAGUUUGUGCUGCUUUUGCAUUGUUAAUACUCUGCGCUUGUGGGCAGUUGAAGGAAAUUAUUUUUAGCUUUAUCCAGUUUGUUGAUCAAACUCAGGUUUACAGCAAAAUAAAUGAUCAGUGGAUGAAUAAGGUAAGGUAACGGGUUAUGGUCUUGUAAAAUGUUUUAGCUUUUUCUUUGAAUCUGUAAAGUGUAGAUUCAUAAGUAUGUAAUUGAGUUUUUUUUUUCCCUUUUUUAUACAAAAAACAAACAAACAAACAAAUAAAACAACCCCAGAUUAAUAGCAUGAGAAAUUGUGGGACCCAGGAGGUGGUUUUAGGAAAAACGGAGCAUUGCCUUACACUGGCCUUGAUGUACAUGUUUAUGUUAAAUGUUAGGAAAUUGAAGGAAUGCGAUUGAUUGACAGACACUCCCCACCCACACUGUUCCUAUCGAGAUGUGUUUAAUGCUUCUGGUUAGAAAGCUUGCAUCUUGUUCAUCAGUCUGAACAUGUUGCCCCCACAUGUUGCCCCCACAUGAAAUGAUUUUUUUUUUAAAAUCAUUUCCACGUUUGCUUCUUGUAAUGAUAAAGCAAGCUGGCGUACUCACACUUGAUUUGCACCAGAAAGCCCAGCAGCUGUGGUUCGGUUCUCCACUUUCUAAGCUGACCUUGGUGGGGUCAGUGUCCUUGAUGUUUUUCAAAGAGACGUGCAGCUGGAAACCUUUAAAGUUGUUUCUGAAUUAAUAGGGCUGCGAUAUAAAUACAUUCCUUUAUUGGCUAAAAUACACUAAUCUAAUACUACUACGAUGGUACUCUUUGGGACUUGUUUGCAAUAGUUUGUAUUGAAAGGUAGAGAAACUGUUUUCCUUUGUAUAAAAUGCUUAAAAUAUCUUUUGUACUGUACUUUUUUUUUUUUUUGCUCUUUAUGUCUCAGUUUUAGAGACUGUUGACCGAAACACAUCAACACUAUAUUGCCCAAUCUUUUUUCCUUUUCUUUCAUUCUGGCUUUCUUUCUUUUUUUUCUUUUUUUUAGAACGUGCCUAGAUUAUCAGACUUAAAUAAUAAAUGUAUAGUGACAGGAAUAAUUUCCAUAUGUAUAGCAGAAUUGGGAAUUUUUCAGAUGUUGAAACAGCUGCAAUAAAGAUGCUUGUUGAAGGAUAAAUGAUAUAAAGUUGGACUGUGUUACUGUUUGGUUAAAUGAGAACAUUUAAGUAGAUCUUCCUUACAAAGAGUUAUUGAUGUGAUAAUUUUAUUAAUAA
Molecule: messenger RNA, 3152 nt
Organism: Archocentrus centrarchus (flier cichlid)
Lineage: Eukaryota; Metazoa; Chordata; Actinopteri; Cichliformes; Cichlidae
Gene: rnf167
Product: ring finger protein 167
Exons: 9
Coding region: 1-1197 (398 amino acids)
Source: RefSeq, a predicted model, not a curated record